CACAAUACCGGCCGAGGCAAUUGCCUCAGUGGAAGCCCGUCCCGCAGGGGACGGGGCACCGGGACAGUCCGCGGGCUAGCCUUCGGUCCUGAGCAGGGGGCUCCGGCGUGGGCGCUCCGGGGGCCGGCGUGGACCCCCACGACCCGCCGGCGCGCAGACCCGGAGCUCCACGGCCGGCCCCGCCCAGAUCUCGCGAGAGCGCGGCCACACGUCUCGCGAUACGCGGGCGGAGAGGAGGGAGAUCUGAGCUGCGGCUGCGGCGGUGAGGAGAGAAGGAAGUGGCCAUGGAGGACCUGGGGGAAAACACCACCGUCCUGUCCACCCUGAGGUCUCUGAACAACUUCAUUUCUCAGCGUGUGGAGGGAGGAUCCGGACUGGAUGUUUCCACCUCUGCCCAAGGUUCUCUGCAGAUGCAGUACCAGCAGAGCAUGCAGUUGGAGGAACGGGCAGAGCAGAUCCGCUCGAAGUCUCACCUCAUCCAGAUGGAGCGGGAGAAGAUGCAGAUGGAGCUGAGUCACAAGAGGGCUCGAGUGGAGCUGGAGCGAGCAGCCAGCACCAGCGCCAGGAGCUAUGAGCGUGAGGUGGAUCGCAACCAGGAGCUCCUGACCCGCAUUCGGCAGCUCCAGGAGCGGGAGGCUGAGGUGGAGGAGAAGAUGAAGGAGCAGCAGGAGCGCAGCAGGCUGUGUAAGCAGAGCCUGGACGUGGCCAGCAAGAAGCUGCGGGAGAAGGAGGACAGCCUGGCGGAAGCCGGCGAGACCAUCAGCGCACUCAAGGGGAGGGUCUCCGAAUUGCAGUGGAGUGUGAUGAACCAGGAGAUGCAGGUGAGGAGCCUGGAGUCGGAGAAGCAGGAGCUGAAGGAGCAGCUGGACUUGCAGCACAAAAAAUGGCAGGAAGCGAAUCAGAAGAUUCAGGAACUCCAGGCCAGCCAGGAGGUGAGGGCAGACCAGGAGCAGAGGAUUAAGGAUUUGGAGCAGAAGCUGUCCCUGCAGGAGCAGGAUGCUGUGAUUGUGAAGAACAUGAAGUCUGAGCUGGUGCGGCUGCCGAAGAUGGAGAGGGAGCUGAAGCAGCUGCGGGAGGAGAACGUCUGCCUGCGGGAGAUGCGAGAGACCAACGGGCUGCUCAGGGAGGAACUGGAGGGGCUGCGGCGGAAGCUGGGGCGUCAGGAGAAGAUGCAGGAAAACCUGGUUGACCUGGAGCUGGAGAAGGAGAGGCUGCUGGCGAAGCUGCAGAGCUGGGAGAGACUGGACCAGACCAUGGGCCUGAGCAUCAGGACCCCCGAAGACCUUUCCAGAUUCAUUGUUCAGCUGCAGCAGCGAGAGUUUGCCCUGAAGGACAGGAACAGCUCCAUCACCUGCAGUGCCCGGGGGCUGGAGAAGGUCAGGCAGCAGCUCCAGGAGGAGGUGCGCCAGGUCAGCAGUCAGCUGCUGGAGGAGAGGAAGAGGCGGGAGACGCACGAGGCUCUGGCCCGGAGACUUCAGAAGCGGGUCCUGCUGCUGACCAAGGAGCGGGACGGCAUGCGUGCCAUCCUGGGGUCCUACGACAGUGAGCUGACCCCCGCAGAGUACUCGCCCCAGCUGACCCGGCGCAUGCGUGAAGCAGAGGACAUGGUGCAGAAGGUGCACGCCCACAGCUCGGAGGUGGAGGCUCAGCUGUCACAGGCACUGGAGGAGCUGGGAGGCCAGAAACAAAGAGCAGACAUGCUGGAGAUGGAGCUGAAGAUGCUGAAGUCUCAGUCAGGCCCUGCCGACCAGAGCUUCCUGUUCUCCAGGGAGGAGGUGAACUCACUCAGGUCGAAGGUUGAGGAGCUGGAAGGGGCACGGAGCCGUCUGGAGGAAGACAAGAAAAUGCUGGAAAUGCGGCUUGAGCGGCUCACCCUGCAGGGCGACUAUGACCCGAGCCGGACCAAGGUGCUGCACCUGCGCAUGAACCCGGCCAGUGCGGCGCGGCAGCACCAGCACGAGGAGCACGCCCAGCUGCAGGAGGAGUGCGAGCGGCUGCGCGAGCUGGUGCGCGCCCUGGAGAGGGGUGGCCCUGUACCUGCCGGCCUGGAAGCCACCGCGGCUCUGCCCUCGUCCAAGGAGGUGACAGAGCUGAAGAAGCAGGUGGAAAGUGCAGAGCUGAAGAACCAGCGGCUGAAGGAGGUCUUCCAGACCAAGAUCCAGGAGUUCCGGAAGGUCUGCUACGCGCUCACGGGCUACCAGAUAGACAUCACCACGGAGAGCCAGUACCGGCUGACCUCCAUGUACGCCGAGCACAAGGCUGACAGCCUCAUCUUCAAGGGUCCCGCUCGGAAUCAGCUGUGGUCCACAGGCCGUUUUCAGGAUUCAGGUGUCCCCCUGAAGUCCUGCACCCCAUCUGCGAGGCCGCUGCUGCCGCUAGCAAUGCCUAAGACGGUGUUUUGAGCUGGAAGAGCUGCUUGGUCAUUGCAGACAAAUCAGGAUCUUGACCGACUAAAUCAGUUACUAGCAAGAUGGGAGAACAAGUGGAUUAUCACUUAAUAUAGCUUGUGUAGAGCAUCCCAUCUUUCAAACCCGGAGUCUGGGGCGGGAACACCGAGGAGAAGCUUCUGGAUGGCGUCAGGGUUGGGUUGCUGCUCCCACAUAGGUCUGCACUGGGGACCAAUCCCCCAGUACCAGAGUCACCACCUGGCCUCUGCUCCCUGUGUAAGGCCCUGUUCACGCCGGCUCCUUCCUGGGGACUCCCCCCGUUGUCAUCGAGUGAUGCAGCCUACUGUUUUCCGAGCAGGAGCAGAGCUGGUCGGUGCUGCCAUCCUGUUUUACAACCGAGGAGACCGAGGCGCACACGGUGGGGGUGAGGACUGAGCUGGUCCCCAGGCUGCUGACCCAGCCCUGAGCCAGGACUUCCCGGAGCACUGGCUGUGUCGUCCCUGAACUGACCCGUGUCCUCGUCCUGCCCCCCGGCCCUGGCACCGAGCAGGCGUGUGGACUCAGGAGCGGCCCCUUCUGCCCUGUCGUCUCCUCGUGUUAGCUGGCAGGUCGUGGUGCCUCUGCUCGUGUUUUAAGGAGGAAAGCGAGGCAUAGAGAGCCUUGGGGUCAGCGGCACAGCUGGGACCCCAGCCCACAGCUGCCGAAAGUGGACUUGGUGCUGAGUCCUCCCUCUGGCCCUUCCCACCCGGACCCUGCGGGCCGCGGCCGGCCCUCCUCGGCCUUGCUGUCCGCUUCCCCGUCGCAUCGGCCCGCCCUGGCUGUGGCCCGUGUCCGGGGCCAGGGAUGGUAACAGGAAAGGCGGGUGGGCCUUCUUGUUGCCUGGGGGGCGCAGGGCCUCGGCACACUGCAGUGGACCCGCCAUGGAGCACGUGGGCCUGGCCGGCCGAGUGCGAGGCUCUUUGGGUGCCGCUCUCAUUCUGUCCCCCAGCGGGCCCUGAGGUGGACACUGUCCCUGUUCUGCGUCUGAGGUGACCAAGGCUCAGAGAGGGGCCGCUUACCCUUGGGGGUCUGGGGCCAGGCCUGCCUGCCUCGGGGCUUGUGCCACCCUCAGUGGCAGGCCGUGCCACUGCCCGCCCUCCCCCCACCCAGACGGCCAGCGGCCGCCCUGGUCUCACACGCCACCUCACAGAGGCGACACGGGGCCAGCGGGCUGUUCCCACCACGAGAGCGUCUCCCUGAACCUUGCCUCCCCGGCCUUCGGAGAGUCCUCGGAAAUGGGACAUCAGCGCCCAGCCGCCCAGGGUUGCUCGAAGCCAGCAGGUGGCCGAGCCGAGGUCCCCUAGAGGCCCACGUCCUGGUCCUGUGGGGAGGGGGUGUGGGUCUGGCCUCCCGCCCCCGUGAGCCUGGGAUCUGGAGCGCAGAGAUUUGGCUCCGUGAAGACGAGGCCACCGUGCCGCUCGGGUGCCAGCGUGUGCUCCGGACCCCUGCCAUUAGUGACGGGCGCUCCAGUGGUGAUUUCCCCGGCCCUCAGCCUGACCCCGCGGUGAGGAAAAUCAAGCUGAAAUUAAAUCAAAUUCCAAAUGUUAAACCAACCAAUUAAAAAAAGCAAUCACAUAGAAACAUGCGUUUUUC
Molecule: messenger RNA, 4019 nt
Organism: Equus quagga
Lineage: Eukaryota; Metazoa; Chordata; Mammalia; Perissodactyla; Equidae
Gene: MAD1L1
Product: mitotic arrest deficient 1 like 1
Exons: 18
Coding region: 285-2402 (705 amino acids)
Biological process (GO): attachment of mitotic spindle microtubules to kinetochore; mitotic spindle assembly checkpoint signaling
Cellular component (GO): kinetochore; mitotic spindle; nuclear envelope
Source: RefSeq, a predicted model, not a curated record